CUGCCUCAGACCCCGCCUGCUGCAGGAGAGCGACCUGGAUACGCUCCACAUGUCCUGUUUAAACAAGCCAGCUUUCCCUGAGCGCUCACAGGAGGGGACGGGCGGUGAAGAGCAGACAGCUGGCGACUGGCGCUGGUGUUAAAACCUUGUUUUUGCAGCGGUUUCCGUCCCUGAAGUCAGGCUGGUUUUUGGCCUCUGCUCAGUGUCAUCUUGCAUCCUGUGAUCAGACUGCUGUAAACUGGGAGGGGGCGACACUGAAUGGACAAAACAUGGGGUCAGAUGAGGCCUACAACUUUGUCUUUAAGGUGGUUCUCAUAGGAGAGUCUGGUGUAGGAAAGAGCAAUCUGUUGUCCCGCUUCACCAAGAAUGAAUUUAACCACGACAGUCGCACAACCAUCGGGGUGGAGUUCAGCACACGGACGGUGCAGCUCAACAGCUUCACCAUCAAAGCUCAGAUCUGGGAUACGGCCGGGCUGGAGCGAUACCGCGCCAUCACUUCUGCGUAUUACAGAGGCGCUGUUGGAGCCCUGCUGGUUUAUGACAUCACCAAACACCUCACCUAUGAGAGCGUGGAACGCUGGCUAAAGGAGCUUUACGAACACGCUGACCCCCAGAUCGUGGUAAUGCUGGUGGGCAACAAGACUGACCUGGAGUCAGAGAGAUCUGUGCCCACUGAGGAGGCCAAAGACUUCUCAGAGAAGAACGGCCUUUUAUUCCUGGAAACUUCGGCCUUGGACUCCACAAAUGUGGAAGCAGCAUUCAACAGUGUCUUAACAGAAAUUCACAAGAAGGCAAGCAGUAAGGGAGUGGUGCGAGGCACCGUGAGCGCGGUGUCCCUGAACAGCCCUAAACCAGAGAGCACAGAGGAGAGGCCCUGCUGCAGGAACAUUUGAUCCCACCAUCCUUCAGGAGCCCGGGGGCCUCAGGGUGGGAAACCCCUCCUUCAGCUGCGGCCCUGAGCUGGAGUUUGAUGGAGGCAACUUCAGGCAGCGAUAUAAGUGGUUCUGGCUUUAGUGUUGCAACUUUAAGUUGACUGAUUUAAGAGCUGUAUUGUCUGCAUGGUGGUAAGAUGCAUUUGAAAAUGUGAACGGCUGUAGCUGGAAACCACCAGCAGUCUUUUGAGAAUCUUCUUCACUACUGAACAAAGGUCAAAGGUGAAAGUAAACUGUGCUACAUGUCAGAUUAUUUAUAAUCCAUCCAGGAAAUUGGAGACAUAUCAUGGCAGGUUUCAGUGUUUUUCCCUAAAGCAGCAGCAGCGUGUGCUCCAGCUGAUUAUCUGUGAGGAGGCUGAUUGCACUUCUGUUGAGAAAUAAAUGGAGACAAAUUA
Messenger RNA from Archocentrus centrarchus (flier cichlid), 1327 nucleotides. RefSeq names its product ras-related protein Rab-25-like. Gene Ontology annotation, molecular function: GTP binding; GTPase activity. The record is from RefSeq and is a predicted model, not a curated record. The coding region runs from base 270 to 893 and encodes 207 amino acids. The transcript has 5 exons. Lineage: Eukaryota; Metazoa; Chordata; Actinopteri; Cichliformes; Cichlidae.